Messenger RNA from Didymodactylos carnosus, 1035 nucleotides. NCBI's taxonomy places the organism in Eukaryota, Metazoa, Rotifera, Eurotatoria, Philodinida, Philodinidae. The record is from the annotation of a GenBank genome assembly.
AUGAAAGAGUCAUCGUCUUGGAAAAUAUUUACUUUUCUUGUUGUACAAUCUCUAUUAAUAUUUGUAGUUGUUUUACUUAAUUUGAUUUUAAUUAUCGUCUUUCGAUCAUCAUCAUUAUCAACAAAUACAUCCGUAAUUGCAACUACUGAUCUAAAUUUUGUUAAAAUCCUUCUUAAUCAACAGCCCUGCGCUCAGUGCGGUUGUCCUUUUAUUCAACCUGUCUUCGAGGAUAAUAUCACAAGUCGAAUUGUUAACGGUGAAAUCGCCCAACCCCAUUCUUGGCCUUGGCAUGCUUUGUUAGUUGUUUAUAACAGAAAUGGUAUCUGGUCAUCAGCAUGUGGAGCAAGUCUUUUAUCUUCCCGAUAUGUACUAACAGCUGCACAUUGUGUCCACGGUCAUUCAGCCACUGCCAUUUACAUUCAUACUGGUCUGCAUGAAAUUACAAACAAAACAUUGAGCCCAUUCAAUGGUUAUCAAGGCCGAUCAAUUUAUAUCCAUGAAUCCUAUAGUCAAUUUUUGCUGAAUCAUGAUAUUGCACUGAUUAAAUUGAAAAAUCAAAUACUUCAAGAUAAUCGAACGAUUGGAUUUAGUUGUUUAGAUUUAGAGGAUGAUGGUGGUGAAAACAAACACGAAGAAGACUAUAAUGAACUGUUUGUGGCUGGGUGGGGUCGUAUUUCGGGUAAUCCUUUGAAUUACACAACUUCAACACUAUUAAAACAAUUAAAAUUGAAUUAUAUAUCACCAUUUGAUCAGCGAUGUGCCAUGGUUAUAGGACAAGCAGAUCAAUAUCGACCGGGACAAAUGUGUGCUUGGAAUGCAAAUGGUAGUGCUUGUCGCGGUGAUAGCGGGGGUGCAUUGGUGAGAAGAGUGAAACUGAAUGAACAAUACUAUUAUCAACAAGUUGGCAUUGUUUCUGGAUCAAUUAGUUGUGGCUUCAAGGAUCAGAUGCCGGAAACUUAUACAAGAAUAAAAUAUUAUACAAAGUGGAUAAAAAAUAUUGUUCAGUAUGCUGAAUUAGAUUAUGAAAACGACUGA